Messenger RNA from Hyaloscypha bicolor E, 1968 nucleotides. RefSeq lists its product as uncharacterized. Bases 1 to 1968 code for a protein of 655 amino acids. The transcript has a single exon. NCBI's taxonomy places the organism in Eukaryota, Fungi, Ascomycota, Leotiomycetes, Helotiales, Hyaloscyphaceae. The record is from RefSeq and is a predicted model, not a curated record.
AUGCUCAAGGAGCUGUACUUCAAACUGCAUAACCUGGAACACUUCUACGACAGUAUAUUGCCUACUGUCGCACCGAAAUUGUGGGCUAUGAUGUCGGAAGCUAUAGACCACGAAGUACAACGAAAAGGUGGUGGAAUCUUGGAUAUCGAAACCUACUCGCGACAGAGGCUCGAGCAAUUUCUGCAAGUGGAAUAUGAUGCCUGCAUGUGUAGGUGGGAGAAGUACAAUUUGAGACGGCAGGCUGGAGGCAACCGCAAGUUGUUCGUGGACCGCAAAGAUGCCUCCAAUUCUAUUAGACGUCUCGCACCUUUAAAGCUUGUCGACGGAGCGUGGCUGGCGCAUAUCGGUAAAAUCUCUACUCCCCUUGCUCUGCGAUCAGUAACGCAGAAUGCAUGGCAGAUACUUUCGGAAGAACUUGGAGAUGGUGAUCUCCGCAAGAACCAUGUCCGCAUCUACAGCGAGCUCGUUCACGAAACUAGCGGGGUAUUCCUCGAGCCUCACUCACCGCUCUUUAUCGACCAGUGUAUUUCCGACAUCCACGUGUGGAAAGCCGCGGUAGCUCAGCAGCUUCUCUCUAUAUUACCCGAUAAAUUCCUGCCGGAGAUCCUAGGGUUCAACUUACACUUCGAGAGCGUUGCCUUCGAAACGCUCAUCACCUCCCGCGAGCUUGAGGAGCUUGGCUAUAGCCCGUUAUACUUCUUAUUACAUGUAUCAAUUGACAAUCCUCAUUCGGGGCACUCAGCUAUUGCACUGGAGACCGUGGCUAGGUAUCUUGAAUUUAUUCAACGAGAAUCGGGUACGAAAGAACUCCAACUUGCUUGGAACCGAGUGCGAGCCGGCUACCUGCUUUCCCAGCACCUGAACACAGAAGUAAGUGAGACCCGACGGUUCCUGGCAACAGGUUUGAAUCCGUGCGAAGAAGCGGUAAUCCAGGUCGUAACUGGUAAAGCCCGAGCAGCGCAGAAGAUACAUUGCGGGAGCCGUGUCAGGGUCGGCGGCCACUCUAUCAACCACUGGCUGGACGAAGAACGUCUUCGUGAGCGUACGUGGCAGAGCCGAUUUCUUCAGGCACUUAACAACACCGGUAGUCUAGUGCGGAAGGGUCGUAGCGCGGAUAGCAAACUGGUCAAAGAGAUCAGUUGGGGCGGUAAAAUGUUCGGUUCCUUCACGGACCUCGAAGUUAUAGUAAUAAAGCAGUGGAUAGACGCACUGCCUUGGAAGCACGGCGAGAGUUACUGGAGUUUCACGGGGUUAUGCGCUGACGAAGUGGCAUAUGAUCCGAGGACGGACAACCAAUGCUGGAUCAAUGCGUUCUACCGCAAGACGCCGCUUAUUGAGCAAAGUCUGCGUGAGUCCAACGACAGCAUAUUCCCCUUCAACACAAAUAUCGACAGCAUGAUGGCUAAGCAAAGCCCGAACCUGAGCAAAAUGCUCCCACUCUGGUUCGCGGGUCUCGGCCUUUUGGAGAACUUUGUCACUAUACCUUCCAAAGUGGCAAACACCCGCAGCUGCGCUAUACUCCGGGUGCUCAGGGCUCAACACGGAUUUGGCAAUGAGACUGGAGGCGUUGCCGGCUUAGACGAAGCCUUACGUACCGAUCGGGUGGAUUUGGUAGACAUUGGUCUAGACUGGGUGGAUAAAGCGGGACUGCAAAAACCAGAGCUCGUUGAUGCAGUACUGCGGGAUCCUGACGCUGCAUUUGCACGCGAGAUGGUCACUUUAGCUGUGCGGCCUGAGGGAUAUGCUGAUGUAUUAGUGGGUCUCAGUUGCGCCUUUGCGGAGUUGCAUCUAGCGAUGGUCCCGGUAGUAUCGCCAUCGCUUCAAGAUGCUUUACAGCAGAUAGCAAUGAGAGAACAACGCGGCUUGGAGGGGUGGCUAGUCGAUCUGCGAGGAAACAGUGCUGACUCCUCUAUGGUAUGCAAAGCCUAUAGUGUAGGAAGGCGAGUGAUUGCGUCUUGUUUUGAUUGA